AUGUGUAGAUUCUUGAGUUGUGGACCCAAUAUGGGACCCAAUGGUGCCAACAGUGAGGAUAAGCCUAAACAGAACGGCUCUGUUGUUCGCAAUCUAUCGGUGCCCUUCCACUACGUCUUAGUAGCACUAGAUGGAACUCACAUAGGCACGUGUAGUAGUGGUAAAAUCGACAGGGCAGGGCUGGCUAAAGGUCCUGUCGACCCCUACAUAAAACAGCAUGAACGCUCUUACCAGCUCGGUAGCCAAGGCAUAGAGAUCAUCCGAGACUUCUUGCUAUCAGCCAAUAGCAAGAGCUCUGCAGUAUCAGGAGAUUGCCGCAACGCAGUAGGCCGAUCGCCUAACCCGAGUCAGGACUCCAGAGGUAAACGAGUAGGGGGAGAGAAGCCGGACCGACACCACCUACCACCAUUGGCUACGCCGACAGUGGAUCCCGUGAAGACAACGAAGUCAGCCCAACGAUGGGGAUUCCCGGUGUUUAUGACGGGUUGGCGUAAGAAUGGUCUCGUUGUGGACGACCUGUUCCGGUGCUCCCGACACGACGAGUCACAACGUAUUGUCCAGGAGCUGGAAAAGCACUGGAAUAAUGAACGUCGAAAAAAGUCGCCUAAAUUCUGGAGGGCAGUAGUUAUGGCAUUCGGGAAGUCCUAUAUACUUCCCCUGUCUAUAUUUAUAUUGGGGGAAUGCGUUGUACGCAUGAGUCAACCCCUGUUACUGGGCAUAGUGAUCGAUUAUUUUAGCAAGGUAGAAAAUCUGACCUUCGAGCACGCAUGCGUGGUCGCCGGGGGCCUAUGUUUUAGUUCAGCCCUAUUCAUAUGGCUCUUCCAUUCGGGCCUUAUGUUAGUCACGCAAAUGGGAAUGAGGUUACGCGCCGCCUCCUGUACUCUUAUCUAUAAAAAGUCGCUUCGGCUGAGCCGGGCAUCCCUGGCCAAAACGACGGUGGGCCACAUUGUGAACCUAAUGUCCAAUGAUGUUAACAGAUUUGAUGUGUUUUCAAUAGAUGUCUGCUAUUUAUUCGUAGCGCCCAUACAGACAGGGAUCGCCGUAUAUAUCAUAUAUACGGCGAUCAGUUACUAUUGCUUCGCAUGUGUGGCCCUAUUGCUACUGUUCCUACCCUUUCAGGCAUUUAUGGGCAAACUUUUCUCGAAAGUCAGGAAUGAGGUCCGUGGCAUACAAAUGGCCUGUUUUCUAAAGGCUAUUAAUUUGUCGGUAUAUUCAGUGGCCUCACGUAUAUUACUGUUCGCGUGUUUUAUCGCAUAUGUAUUGACCGGAAACCCACUGACAGCUAAAGCCGUGUUCAUCACAAUGUCUCUCUUCAACACAAUCCGAAGCCCUCUGACGAUAAUGUUCCCGAACGCCAUCGCCCAAUGGGCUCAACUCUGUGUGUCGUGCCAUCGCAUCCAGAGUUCACUAAUCAUGUCUAUACUUAAUGAGCUACCGGUGCUCGAGGGAAGUAUACAAACUGUAGGCACCAUUAGUUAUGCCUCUCAGGAGGCAUGGAGUUUCAAUAAUAGCAUCAGAAAUAACAUACUGUUUGGCAGUGAAUACGAUGAGCACCGGCAUAGACGGGUAGUCCAUGUCUGUGCUCUGGAAAGGGAUCUCCAGGUAUUCCCCUUCGGAGACAAGACAUUAGUUGGAGAGAAAGGAGUCAUACUAUCGGGUGGACAGAAGGCUAGGAUCACUUUGGCCCGAGCUUUGUAUCGCAACUCAGAUAUCGUACUAAUGGACGACCCGUUGAGUGCUGUCGACACCUCUGUUGCGCACAUAUAUUCCAUAAUGGAGUACUUGUCGGACAAAAUCCGGAUACUGGUCACCCAUCAAAUCCAAUUCAUACGAAAAGCCACACAAAUACUGGUCUUAAGCCCAGAGGGCCGGUGCCUGGGGUUGGGCUCAUACGACGAGCUCCAGUCCCAGAGAAUGGACUUCAUGGCUAUACUGAACGAUUUGGAGGGGAAGACCGAACACAACAAACAGGAACGGGAGCUCACAAUGAGAUCGUUUUCCCAGAAUAGCUAUGACACCAAACAGACGGUUAACCCCACGGAGACCAUCCUGAAGGGGUCGAUCAACGACAGGACCGGGAGGUACUCCCGGAGCACAUCCGUGGUUCAGACCGAGAACGUCGAGGUUUCCAAGAGUAUGGGCGAUGAGGAGGACUAUUCACAUGAGCCCAAGAUUCAGAAGGAGAACCGGGAGGUGGGCUCUAUUGGGGGACACGUCUACUAUGAAUACGUGAAGGCCGGUGCCGGACCCAUACUGUUCACGAUUACCCUGUUCUCGACACUGGUAUUUCAGGUUAUAGUUAAUUACUCCGAUUUAUGGCUAACUAAAUGGACUGACAAAAGUCAAAAGGCUAAUGCAAUUGACCAGGAUACACAAAACUAUUACGUCUACGUGUACUCGGGACUCAUUGGGGCCCUGUUUGUGACGGCGCUAAUGCGGUCGACCACGUGGUCGACCACCACCACCUUUGUUUGA
Oppiella nova is the source of this 2475-nucleotide messenger RNA. The record is from the annotation of a GenBank genome assembly. NCBI's taxonomy places the organism in Eukaryota, Metazoa, Arthropoda, Arachnida, Sarcoptiformes, Oppiidae.